GAGCCGGGGAGCCGGGGAGCCGGCGCGCGCCCCACCCGGGGAGGCUGCUUUUCGCCCGCCCUCCCAGCGACCGCGGCGGGAUGGAGGUGCUGCUCCGCGCUCCCGGGCAGGCGCGCAGGAGGGGCCGGGGGAGGCCGCCCGGGGCUCCCCGCCGCGGACUCUCGCCUCCCUGGAGCCCCGCCUGGCUUUGCUGCUGGGUGCUCGCUGGCUGCCAGGCGGCCUGGGCUGGGGACCUGCCCUCCUCCAGCCGCCCGCUUCCUCCUUGCCAGGAGAAAGAUUACCACUUUGAAUACACAGAAUGUGAUAGCAGUGGCUCCCGGUGGAGAGUUGCCAUUCCGAAUUCCGCAGUGGACUGCUCUGGCCUGCCUGACCCAGUGAGAGGCAAAGAAUGCACUUUCUCCUGUGCUUCUGGCGAGUAUCUAGAAAUGAAGAACCAGGUAUGCAGUAAGUGUGGCGAAGGCACCUACUCCUUGGGCAGUGGCAUCAAAUUUGAUGAAUGGGAUGAAUUACCAGCAGGAUUUUCCAACGUUGCGACAUUCAUGGACACUGUCGUUGGACCUUCUGACACCAGGCCAGUUGGCUGUAAAAACUCUUCUUGGGUUCCUUGUGGAAAUUAUAUAGAGUCAAAUCGUGAUGACUGCACUGUGUCUUUGAUCUAUGCUGUGCACCUUAAGAAGUCGGGUUAUGUCUUCUUUGAGUACCAGUAUGUCGACAACAACAUCUUCUUUGAGUUCUUUAUUCAGAAUGACCAGUGCCAGGAGAUGGACACCACCGCUGACAAGUGGGUCAAACUCACAGACAAUGGAGAAUGGGGCUCUCACUCUGUAAUGCUAAAAUCUGGUACAAACAUAUUAUAUUGGAGAACUACAGGCAUCCUUAUGGGUUCUAAGGCAAUAAAGCCAGUAUUGGUAAAAAAUAUCACAAUUGAAGGAGUGGCAUACACGUCAGAAUGCUUUCCAUGCAAACCAGGCACCUUCAGCAACAAACCAGGUUCGUUCAACUGCCAAGUGUGUCCCAGAAACACAUAUUCUGAGAAAGGAGCCAAAGAAUGCAUCAAGUGUGCAGAGGACUCCCAAUUUUCAGAGGAAGGAUCCAGUGAGUGUCAGGAGCGCCCUCCCUGUACCACAAAAGACUAUUUUCAGAUCCAUACUCCAUGUGAUGAAGAAGGAAAGACACAGAUAAUGUACAAGUGGAUAGAGCCAAAAAUCUGCCGGGAGGAUCUCACAGACGCUAUUAGGUUGCCCCCUUCUGGAGAGAAGAAGGAUUGUCCACCUUGCAACCCUGGAUUUUAUAACAAUGGAUCAUCUUCUUGCCAUCCCUGUCCUCCUGGAACGUUUUCAGACGGAACAAAGGAAUGCAGACCAUGUCCGGCGGGAACGGAGCCUGCACUUGGGUUUGAAUAUAAAUGGUGGAAUGUCCUUCCGAGAAACAUGAAAACUUCCUGCUUCAAUGUUGGAAAUUCAAAGUGUGAUGCAAUGAAUGGUUGGGAGGUGGCUGGAGAUCAUAUCCAAAGUGGGGCUGGAGGUUCUGAUAAUGAUUACCUGAUCUUAAACUUGCAAAUCCCAGGAUUUAAACCACCAACAUCUAUGACUGGAGCUAUGGGUUCUGAACUGGGAAGAAUAACAUUUGUCUUUGAGACCAUCUGUUCUGCUGACUGUGUUCUCUACUUCAUGGUGGAUAUUAACAGUAGAAGUACCAACGUGGUGGAAUCAUGGGGUGGAACCAAAGAAAAACAAGCUUACACCCACAUCAUCUUCAAGAAUGCAACAUUUACAUUUACAUGGGCAUUCCAGAGAACGAACCAGGGUCAAGAUAAUAGACGGUUCAUCAAUGACGUGGUGAAGAUUUAUUCUGUCACUGCCACUAAUGCAGUUGAUGGGGUGGCGUCCUCGUGCCGUGCCUGUGCCCUUGGGUCUGAACAGUCGGGCUCAUCGUGUGUCCCCUGCCCCCCAGGCCACUACAUUGAGAAAGAAACCAACCAGUGCAAGGAGUGCCCACCUGACACCUACCUGUCCAUACAUCAGGUCUAUGGCAAAGAGGCUUGUGUUCCAUGCGGGCCUGGGAGUAGAAGCACUCAGGACCACUCGGUUUGCUAUAGUGACUGCUUUUUCUACCACGAGAAAGAAAAUCAGAGUUUGCACUAUGACUUCAGCAACCUUAGCAGCGUGGGCUCCUUAAUGAAUGGCCCCAGCUUUACCUCCAAAGGCACAAAAUACUUCCAUUUCUUCAAUAUUAGUUUAUGUGGGCACGAGGGGAAGAAGAUGGCUCUCUGUACCAACAAUAUAACAGACUUCACAGUCAAGGAAAUGCUGGCAGGGUCAGAUGAUUACACAAAUCUAGUAGGAGCAUUUGUAUGCCAGUCAACUAUUAUUCCUUCUGAAAGUAAGGGUUUCCGAGCAGCCGUAUCGUCACAAUCCAUCAUUCUGGCAGACACUUUUGUAGGAGUGACAGUUGAAGCCACAUUGCAAAAUGUUCGUGUAAAAGAAGAUAUGUUCCCAGUUCCACCAAGCCAAAUACCAGAUGUACAUUUCUUUUAUAAAUCUUCUACAACGACAACAUCUUGUGUUAAUGGCCGAUCAACUGCUGUGAAAAUGAGAUGUAAUCCUAUGAAACCGGGUGCUGGAGUGAUUUCAGUCCCCAGCAAGUGUCCAGCAGGCACCUGUGAUGGAUGUGCCUUCUAUUUCCUGUGGGAGAGUGCUGAAGCUUGCCCUCUGUGCACAGAGCAUGACUUUCAUGAGAUUGAGGGAGCUUGUAAGAGAGGAUUUCAGGAAACCUUAUAUGUGUGGAAUGAACCUAAAUGGUGCAUUAAAGGAAUUUCUUUGCCUGAGAAAAAGUUAUCAACCUGCGAAACAGUUGACUUUUGGCUAAAAGUGGGAGCAGGUGUGGGAGCUUUCACAGCUGUUUUGUUGGUGGCUCUAACUUGCUAUUUCUGGAAAAAGAAUCAGAAACUGGAGUACAAGUAUUCCAAAUUAGUAAUGACAACUAACUCAAAAGAGUGUGAACUCCCAGCCGCAGACAGUUGUGCUAUCAUGGAAGGAGAAGAUAAUGAAGAGGAAGUUGUAUAUUCCAAUAAACAGUCACUAUUGGGAAAACUCAAGUCCUUGGCAACAAAGGAAAAAGAAGACCGUUUUGAAUCCGUUCAACUGAAAUCCUCACGACCCCCAAAUAUAUGAAAAGACAGCUCUGUAGCCUUCAGACUAAUGAACACAGAAACCUGCUCUCUAGUUUUCCAGGACCGUAGUUUAGAGCCUGUCCUCUUACCCAGCACGUUGGUAAUGUUACAGAGGAGGGCCUUGCCGCUGAAAAGGGAAGGAGGUUGAAAUGUUUGAUUGCCUUAUCACAUGGUCAAGUAUCUUGCCAAAAAUAGGAAAGCAAAUGGUUUGAGUCUCAACUGAAGAUGAAGCUCAACUCAGGAAGAGAUUUAUCUGUAUAUACACAUAACCGAAAACCACGGUUAAGCCCGCCAGUGCACUAUUGAUGCAUGCCAUAUAAUUAAUGGUAACUUUGAUUCUUUAUAACGUCUACGUAAAAACUGUGCUUUGGAGGGCAGAUGUUAGCAUAUGCAUUGUGAUCCCAUUUUGUCUUUUCUUUGUUUAUAUUUGGGGAAGAUUUGAAAAAUUUUUAAAGGUAUAGUUAUUUUUCCCAUUAUUUAUUUUCCUGGCAGACCUUAAAACAUCUUUUCUAUUAAAAAUGCUAAUAAAGACAAUAAACUUUUCAUUUUUCCAUAGGUUAUCUUUCUUGAUUUCAGAAGCCUACAUAAGUAGUAAUUUUUUAGGAAGAGUCAGAAGUAGUUUGGGUUAUCUAAACUUAUAAUCACCUUUGAAAUUCCAUUCUUGUUGGAGCUGGUAAGUGAGCUUAACUAAAAGUAUUGAAGGAAUCUUUAAAAAAAAAAAGGCAAGGAGGAACCUUGACUUUCCAUUAAAACAAACAAGUGACACUAGCACACAAGUCAAAUGGCUUAAAGUAGUUUAUGCAAUGCUUGAAGUAAAAUUGAAAAUGAGUGGGAAAGCUUUUUUUUAUGAGAUCACUUUGCAAAAUCAUGAAGAUGAAAGUGGGAUAACUCGUGUACAAGUACAGAUAACUGUACAAAGGUAUUGGGAUAAUUUUGUGGUUUCCAGAAAAUGGCAGUGGGAUAUUUGCCCUAUGUCAAACAUCAAAGGUUAUAUGGUUAUUAUUCUGCUACAAGAUUUUGAGGGUUAUGACUUCCGUGGAAGUUUUUCUUUUUAAGUCAGUAAAGCAGGAAUUCAAUUUUGGAAAACUGCAUAUAAUUGUAUUCAUAAUAAGAAUGUGGUUGUACCAUAAGCAGUUAUGAAAUAAGUGUUGUUCUUAUUCAAAAAUGAUCCAGAUAAUUGUGAUGUCUCCUGUGACAGGUUACUAGUCUUAGCACGUCUUAAAUAUUAUUUGUUGAAAGCAGUUUGAAUGAAGUUGGAUUUGAGCGAUUUUAUGUAAACCCUAAUUGUUUUGAACUGAGAAAGAGGGGAAUUUCCUGGCCAUUGAUGAUCCAAGGUGCUCUGGUUUGUUUCCAAUAAACAGUAAUCUUUAUAGAUCUUAAUGUAGAUUUUUAAAAAGACUGAUGGUAGGCUGAGAGAAGCAGAGCAUAGGGGCAGGUUUUGUUGAAUGUUUUGCCCCAUGUCUUUCAAUGAGGUAUAUUUGUAACUUUUGAUUUAGCAGGUGAUGUCUUUAUUUUUGUGGAAACUGGGAGAAAAUAAAUAAUUGCAUUUAUCUGGCUGAUAGGUAAAACACUGGACCAUGCUGUUAUUGUUGAAUGAAUGAAUGUUUGCUUUGUGUAUAUCUUCUACUGUUGGAUUCAUAAGUAUAGGUGAGGUUGCCAUUAUUUUAUGGUUUGUUGUAAGAUUCAGGGAGAACAUCACUCAAUAUAAACCUUUUUCUUGUUUAAUUUCUUAAAUCUUAUUGUAAAGAAGAAAUUAUUUUGGCACUGCUCAUUUUUAUCUUGCUAACAGUGCUGAUGAGCCUUUGCCCAUUUUAGCCAAAACUUAAACAGAAGAAUGAAACUACAUUUGAAAUGCACCCUUUUAGAGGAAACCUGCCAAAGUUGUAUAGCUGGACAGAGUCAGGAAGUUUCUGCACAGUCACCUGUCACUCUCUCUUCAUUGUCGACUGUGCGCAACAUGCAUGUGCCAAGCCAUAGAGAUAAUUGGAAUUUGCUCCAGGUAGCUUCUUUCUUCUCCUGUCACCGCACUAAAAUCUCUGACAUGUCAAAAUGCCUUAAAUUUUAAGAACUCUCUGAAAAUGUAGUUGGUAUUGAAGAAUUUAUUUAUUUCUAAUUUUAGAUAUUAAAUAAAUUUCAUCAGCUCAGUCCCAUCUUUGGAAUGGAGCUGCCUUUUUUGGGGGGGAUCCCAGUGCUUAUCAUUUUAUUCCACGCACUAAAGAAGUAUGAGAGAAAGAAUAUUAUGAGGAAAACAUUUAGACCAGUCCUGGCUAUAAAAUUCACUUUGGUUUUAAGUCUUGCCUUUGCAUAGCUCAUUGGAAUAUUGAAAGGCAUAGACAAAUUAUCUUGUUUCUAUGACUUUUAAUUGACAUUUGUUGUUUCUUUUCCCCCUGAAGUAAUAGAAGUUAUUUGUUAUUUUUCUAAAAGGCACAGUUUUGAAGCCUUAAAUACUUCAUUAAGUCAACUGUCACCUAUAAUAUCUCUUAGCACUCUGUCAAAACAUAUUUAAGUCAAUUUUCCACUGGAUGAGACUAUGUCUUCUAUGGAUAAAUUAUAUCAUGCCAUUUCACAAUGUUGAGCAAUUUGAUAUGUGUUCACUUGACUGAAUUUUAUUCUUGUUGACUUUCCCUCUCUUUGGUUACUAGCAAUCAAAUCCUUUCCAGGAUUAAAAAUGUUUCAUAGUAUUUUUGUGUAGCCUUUUGUCAUUAUUUUCUUCCCAAGGAGAAAAGGUGGUUUAAAUGGUUAUGUGGAAGAAUUGCUUGGGUCCAAUAAUUUACAAACUGGGGUCUCCAGAUUCCCAGGGGAUGGGUUAUGAUUGGCUGUGGUUUUCAAGGCCAAUAUGAUCAACUGUCCUUUGACCUAUGUCAAUAGAGCUACUUACUGUGGCGCAUGGUUAUUCCUAAUGAAAGGCUAAUGUGCAGAUCAUUUCUCUCUUCCUCCUGAUAGUAAAUUUCCUAGGAGUUGGGGUGGGAAGAUAACUUCAUUGUCAAGUGUAAAGUCACGAUGUUGCUCACAUUUAUCUUUUUACACAAAAGAUAUGUAGAGUAGACCUUGAGACGACUUAAAAUAGCUUCACAUCUAUUUUAUAGUAACCAUGAAUAUUAUCUCAGGUUUAAAGGCCAAGUUCUAAAUUAAGGUUGUCCUAAAGAAUAAGUCCCAAGGGUAAUAAACUUAAAACAAAAAAAAAGUUCCCAGCACCUGACUCACUCUCUGGAUGCUAAAAUAGAGUUCAUACUGUGUUUCCCUGAAAAUAAGACCUAACCGGAAAAUAAGCCCUAGCAUGAUUUUUCAGCAUGACAUCUGCUGAACAUAAGCCCUAAUGUGUCUUUUGGAGCAAAAGUUAAUAGAAGACCCGGUCUUCUUUUCGGGGAAACACGGUAGUAAGUGGCCAGAGAUUAUACUCUUGCUGGAUUUUAUUUGUUUUGGUUUAACAUUUUCAGAUGAGUUCAUUUUAGGAUCAAAAAUGAAGGAAAUAAAACUUUGUUAUGGGGAUGAAUAAUUAGAAAUCAAUUGAUACUGCGAUUGCACUUGAUAUUAAUUGAUAUUACUAUUUCAGUUGUUUAGAUCAGAGGCCAGCAGACUUUUUUCUGUAAAGGGUCAGCUAAUAAAUAUUUUUGGCUUUGCAGGACAUGUAGUUUCUGUUGCAGCUCUUCAACUCUGCCAUUGUAGCAUGAAAGCAGCCACAGACAAUAUGUAAACAAAUGGGUAUGGAGGCAUUCCAAUAAACCUUUACACUGAAAUUUGAGUUUCAUUUAAAUUUCACUUGUAAUGAAAUAUUAUUCCUCUUUUGAUUUUUUUCCCAACUAUUUAAAAUUGUGGAGGCAUUCUGAGCUCACAAGCCUUAAAAAAAACAGGAGAUAGGCUAGGCUUUGACCUGAGCUCUGGUUUGCUGACUCCUAGUUUAGAUCACUGCCAUCCACAAGCAGAAUUGUUCAGAAGAAUCUAUUUGCACACAGAGUCUUUGCCCUUUAGGAACUUAGUACCUUAAAAGUUUCUCAGGUCUCUAAAGAUGUUCAGGAAGAAAAUAACCCAUCACUCCCUCUUGAUGAUUUAAUCACCCAGCCAAAGACAAAGCCAGGUACUAUUCUGAGUUGCUCUUGUAGGUUUUGGACUCAGUUAUGGUUAUUGGUUAGCAACUGGUAAAACUAAAUAAAGCAAGAGACCUGGUUCAAAGUAAACCAGCAAGACUAAUUUAAAAGCCUUUUCUCAUUGGGGUUCACUUAACAUUUAUUGCUAAGGUAACUGGAUUUGAAGAUAAUAUUCAAUCUUGAAAUAGAGCCACUUAAAGUAACCAUAUGGAAAUAAGGGAUGUUGAUCUACAAAGUAGCUUCAGCAUAGAUUCUUAAGACCCAACACUGGAGAGGUUUUUUGCUUGGGUUUGGGAAGGACACACCUCAAUCCACACUCAUUUACCAAAUCUUGUUUUAAGACGUACUGAGCUGCAAAAGACAUUUAGGAUUUCUUUAAUGAUUGGUGGUUCAAAGAAGAGAGCUCCAAUUUCCUUGAACAAAAUGUCCCAGUAAGGCUUUCAAUUUGCUGCAGUUUUCCUCUUAUUAAUAACUGUUGAAAGAAGAGCUUUGUCUAACAUAGCUUGUGGAUAUUGAUAAAUUUGGUUUGGAGAGGGGCAAUAUUUCCUUAAUCUCAGAUGGCUGACUUUAUAUUACCAUUGGUUGAGUUAAAUAAAUGAGUUAAACUAAUGGGAAUUAUGCAAAGGUAAAUUUUCUGUCACAGAACAGGAGUGAUAAUUGUCUUAUUCAUGGGUGUGGGCCUUUGCGAUUAGAGCUAUGAUGGCUAUAAUCCACACAAGUGUUCCUUCUUCGUGGUGCCUCACUUUUCUGGGCUUCUCCAUGCUUACAGCCCUGUGCUGAAGAGCUCGGGGUCCCAAAGCUGUCCUGGUGAAUAAGGGAGGAAAGCAGGGGGCUGCCUGAGAGAGAGUGUGAGUUGAAG
This is a messenger RNA of Rhinolophus ferrumequinum (greater horseshoe bat), 8116 nucleotides long. RefSeq names its product endosome-lysosome associated apoptosis and autophagy regulator family member 2 (gene ELAPOR2). Gene Ontology annotation, biological process: positive regulation of BMP signaling pathway. Bases 81 to 3173 code for a protein of 1030 amino acids. The record is from RefSeq and is a predicted model, not a curated record. The transcript has 22 exons. Lineage: Eukaryota; Metazoa; Chordata; Mammalia; Chiroptera; Rhinolophidae.